Messenger RNA from Ilyonectria robusta, 1172 nucleotides. RefSeq names its product SNARE domain-containing protein. The transcript has 3 exons. Gene Ontology annotation, biological process: endoplasmic reticulum to Golgi vesicle-mediated transport. The record is from RefSeq and is a predicted model, not a curated record. Lineage: Eukaryota; Fungi; Ascomycota; Sordariomycetes; Hypocreales; Nectriaceae. The coding region runs from base 210 to 719 and encodes 169 amino acids.
CAGAACGCUGAGCGAACACCUAGCCUGUUCGGAAAACGACAGGGUUUCGUGUCUAUUCCUAUCUUGCCUAUCCCAACCCAAACCUCCAGAUUCGCGAGCCCCCUCGAAAUUUUGCUCAUCUUCUUCCGUUCCUAUUCUCUUGCUCUUCCCUGGUCCGGUCCAGCCAUCUCCCAUCGUCUCACUCUGACCAACACGUUUCCCGCCCGGCCAUGGCGCAAAGGUUCGGCGCGUCGUCUCUGCACCAGCGCGACUCGCGCAGUGCGCUCUUCGACGGCUACACGGGGGACGGGGCCCGGCGACCCGUCAGCGCGAGCCCGAGUCGCGGGUAUGGAUACGGGGGUUACGGGGCGCCGGCGAGCAAUGGCGGCCUCGACGCCAACGGUGGCAAGGGCUUUCGGCCGGCGACGCCAAACCGCAGGGGCCAGUAUAGCGAUGCGGUUCUGAACGAGCUGGAGAGCCAGAACGAUGCGCAGGUGGAGGGCAUCCUCGGCAAAGUCAAGAUCUUGAAGACUAUGACGGUUGCUAUCGGCGACGAAAUUCGCGACUCCUCCGCCCUUGCCGAGAAGAUGAACGACUCCUUCGACUCGACCCGUCUACGCCUCCGUGGCACCAUGAACCGCAUGUUGCUGAUGGCUGAGCGCACUGGUGUGAGCUGGAAAGUCUGGAUUGCUUUCUUUUCCGCUGUCAUCAUGCUCUUCAUGUACGUCUGGCUAUUUUAAACUGCACAACCAUCAUGACACGCAACACACACGCUUCGACGCACUCGAGACGACCGCGGGAGAUCUAGCAUCACCUCGGCGAAUUACCGAAACGAGACAAAAGAGGAACGCGGCCUAGAUGAAUGGACAGGACCAUCCUAAAGUGGAGCGGACGCCUCGGCAGAGACGGAAAGACGACAGCUGGCAUUUAUGGAUGCAUUCUCGGACGGCGUUGUUGGUACGGGAGUUUUGACGAUUUUUCAACCGCCUUUUGCAUCAUGGUAAUACGGGAUCAAGGGCUGCGCCCUUGGAGGAAAAGCACGACAACGACGUUCUGUCACCGUACAAAGAUUGUAAUAUUAGGAUUACCCGCCACAGCGCAUGUUAUGUUUGGCAUUUGUUUCUUCGAUAUAAAGGACAGACAAGGGUUUGAAGACUUUAUUUAUAUUAAUAACUGGGAAAGACAUGUGGACC